AUGGGACGAACUAACGCAAAGCUAAUUAAAGCUCGGCCUGCGGUAGAAGCGCCAAGAGGGAGCUGGGGCGAUGCUGGCCGAGCAGCCUGUCCCGCGGGCACGCCCACCGGGGCCCCCAGUGCGGCCAAUAGAGGGCGGAGCCGCCCGCGGCCGCUGCUUCUGUUGCCGGAGCAACGGCAGCGGCGUUGCCAACGGUACCCUCGCGACACCGCCGGCCGCCCCUCCACCGCCGGCCGCCCCUCCACGGCCGGCCGCCGCGACACCGCCGGCCGCCCCUCUACCGCCGGCCGCCCCUCCACCGCCGGCCGCCGCGACACCGCCGGCCGCCCCGCAGCUAUGGCCAGCCGCGGCCCGCCCCAGCCCAGCCAGUACGGCGGGGCGGCGAGAGCCACCCACGGGCAGAGCCCCUUCGCUUCCAGCUCGCACCAACUCCUCCAGGGCCGCCCCCCCGUGAACCGGUGGAGGGCAGAGGCGGGCAGGGAGAAGAGGGUGAUGGCGCCCGAGCACGGCUCCGGCCCCUUUGCCAUCGUGGGGCGCCGCUACCCUCUCUACCCGCGGCUGCCGGGUCGUGAUUCCUGUGACCAUGCUGUUGAGACCACGGCCCCGUGGAGCAGGGACGCAGAGAGGAGGGCUCUGCGGGUGACAGCCGCCUCCCUCCUGCAGGUUCCCAGUAAGCCAUCAGCUGGGCCACCAGAGCGAUGGUCCCUACAAACCGGUAAGGUCCACCUCUGCCCCACAUCGAUCGAGAGGCAUCCCCUGCCCCUCACACCUGCCCUAACCAGUCAUUCCCAGGUCAAACGAGCCCUGGUGGCACUCACCAUUCCCCUGGAGACACUGCAAGCAGUGAAGGGCCGCAUGCUGCAGGCCAUGCUCGAGGGGCUGAGCCACCAGACUCACGAACAGGCCAACGUGCGGAUGCUGCCCACCUACAUCCGUUCCACACCUGAUGGCACUGAGAAGGGUGACUUCCUAGUGGUGGAACUGUGCCAGAGCCAUGUCCGGACCCUGUGGGUGAACCUCCCAGACAAUGGAAACCAGAGCAUCCAAGAGAUGUACAGGACCUUCAACAUUCCAGAGGACAUCAUGAAGGGCACAGGGGAAGCGCUUUUUGACUUCAUUGCGGUAUGUGUGCAGCAAUUCCUGUCUGGCAUUGGCAGUGCCCAGACUAGCUUCUCCUUGGGCUUCAUCUUCCCUUUCAGAUGCAGGCAGACACAACUGGACAAGGCUGAACUCAUCUCCUGGGCCAAGGAAUACAGCUGCAGUGAUGUGGAGGGGAAGGAUGUUGUGCAGUUGCUUCAGACAGCUAUCAACAAGCAGGAGGUGGGGGAUCUGUGGGAUGAGGGAUCCUGGCUGGGGGCUCCCCCACGGAGCAGCUGACAGUGCUCUUGCUUUGUUGUUGGCCAGCUCUACCAUGUGAAUGUCAUUGCCCUUAUGAAUGACACUGUGGGCACCAUGAUGACCUGCAGCUUGGAGGGGAAACCCUGUGAGGUUGCCUUGAUUGUAGACAAGGGUACCAACUGCUGCUUUAUGGCUGAGGCACGGCUGGUGGAGAUGGUGGAGGAGACCAGUGGGCAGAUGUGUAUCAACACCGAGUGGGGCUGCUUUGGGGACGAUGGCACCCUAAAUGACAUACUGACCCCAUAUGACGAGAAUAUGGACCAGGAAUCCUCCAACCCUGGGGAGAAGAGGUGCACACACACAAACACACACAGAGUUUGA
Molecule: messenger RNA, 1719 nt
Organism: Dryobates pubescens (Downy woodpecker)
Lineage: Eukaryota; Metazoa; Chordata; Aves; Piciformes; Picidae
Biological process (GO): glucose 6-phosphate metabolic process; intracellular glucose homeostasis; glycolytic process
Cellular component (GO): mitochondrion; cytosol
Molecular function (GO): mannokinase activity; glucokinase activity; D-glucose binding
Source: RefSeq, a predicted model, not a curated record